AUGGCGAUGGCCUUAGUGGCGACUUUACUCCUUUUGUUCUCGCGUUCAGUGAUCUCACAGUGGAUUGCGAAGGAAAUCUAUGAUCGCAAUAAUUGCUCAGGUGUACCUGUCGUGGUGAAUUUUGAUCAAGGGACGAGAUGUCUUAACCGUCAAUGCAUGUUGGUUGAAGUCAAUAAUGCUACACAGUUUAUUCACGAUGUCUGUAAUAUCUCGAAUGGGUUUGAGUAUGCUAGAAAGAUCUUUGACGAAGAAAAUUGUAUUGUCAUCGAGGAUUAUAUAGGUGUCGGAUGUGAGAACUUACAUACUACUAGAGUUGUGACAACCUCAGGAAAGUGCACACAUGCAGGCGUGUUUGGAAGUUAUUCAAUCAUUUCUGAGCUAUUCUCGAAUGGAUCGGCAUCAAUCCAGUUGUUUGCAGACAUAAAUUGCGAAGGUAAUGCGUACAUGAGUCUUCUGUUGGACAGCGGCAAUAUCAAAAGUGGAGACUGUGUCGACAAUUAUUACAGAUUCUACACCCGCGGCAGCGAAAGCGUUCUAGGUCUUGGAGCUGGCGUCGAUUUAGAUCACUCUCCAAGCAUUAACAAAUCGAUGAGCACUACAGCUUUGAUAUCUACCGUUAUAGCUGCGGGUGUGGUCGGGUUUGUGACAGCAAUUUUUUUAUGGAAACGAAUAUAUCCUCGUGCCGAGUUAAGAAGCAAUGAUCUUGAUGGCAGUGUAAGCUGCAUGGACUACACGCCAAUGUCCGAUCGACAAAUGAGCGUGAGCAUGGAAACAAAUACCAGGAGCUCCUCAUCCGCAACUGAAAAACAGCAGCAAGGUAUCAGCUACUUUUGGAACGACUUGGAAAUCGCCGCAGCUCGUGUCGAUCGUGAAAAAAUCGAGUUUGAGCAAGUGAUCAGUUAUGGUGGAUAUGGUCAAGUCAUCUCGGGCUGGUUUAAUGGCCAGCACGUUGCAAUCAAGAUGCUGCAACCAGAGCAUCGCAAGAGUAUGAAAUGUCUUAAUUCUUUCUUAGAAGAGGUUAAGCUCAUGUCCAUUUUAGAACACCCGCGCAUUGUACACUUUGUCGGCGUUGCUUGGGACUCACUCUCUGACCUCUGUCUUCUUACUACGUUCAUGGAAGGAGGUGAUUUGCGAGCAUUGCUUGAAUCAUAUGAAUCGCAAAAUAUGCCUGUCGGCUAUGACGUGACCAAGGUCACAAUUGCUCUCCACAUUGCUCAUGCGCUCACGUAUUUGCAUUCAUUUGACCCGCCAGUCUUGCAUCGUGAUCUGAAAUCUAAAAACAUUUUGCUCAGUGAUACGUUGGACGCUCGACUUUCGGACUUUGGCGUCUCACGUGAAAAUGCUGAAAGUACAAUGACAGCAGGCGUAGGAACAUCGCAUUGGAUGGCGCCGGAAAUGAUGUUGGGCGAGCGAUACGACGAUAAGGCCGAUGUUUUUUCCAUGGGUGUGGUAUUAUCCGAGUUAGAUCUCCACGCUUUGCCGUAUGCACUCGCGACAAAUGAGAACGAUUCAAGCCACAAGAUCCCAAGCAGUGCGAUUAUUAAUUUAGUGACAAUGGGACAACUACGUGUCAAGUUUUCAAGUAUCAAUUCAGUGUCAAAUUUAGGCUUGGCAUGCGUUGCAGUGAAUCCUCACGAUCGUCCGACAGCAGCUGAAGUGCUCUUCAAGCUUCAUACCGUGUUGACAGACGAGUACGGUAGGAGGGGAGAAAUGUAA
Molecule: messenger RNA, 1716 nt
Organism: Plasmopara halstedii
Lineage: Eukaryota; Oomycota; Peronosporomycetes; Peronosporales; Peronosporaceae
Product: RxLR-like protein
Exons: 1
Coding region: 1-1716 (571 amino acids)
Biological process (GO): protein phosphorylation
Molecular function (GO): ATP binding; protein kinase activity
Source: RefSeq, a predicted model, not a curated record